UAUCGACCGGACUGACCGGCGCGAGCAGGAUUCAUUCAACUAAUAUUAACGCUAAAAUUACGUUAAUUUUACAGUAAAUACUGACAUAAACAAAAUACAAAUUACUUGUAGUCCAAGACACGGAGUGGAGACUAAAUACAGACUAAAUUACAGUAACGAGCUUAUAUUUGACACAACAUGGCGGCGGCCGUUGCUGCUGUUUCCUCCUCUUCAAACUGACCAGUGUUUUGGAACAGAGAUAAUGUUGCUGACAGCUCGCUGCCUGUCCAAAGUGCUGCAGCUCACCCUGGCGGUCAUCAAACCAGAUGCUGUGGCUCAUCCUGUCAUGUUACAGGCUCUUCACCAGAGAAUCCUGGACAACAGCUUUGUGAUUGUCAGGUGCAAAGAUCUUGUGUGGAGGAAACAGGACUCUGAGAGGUUUUAUGCUGAACAUUCAGGGCGAUUCUUCUACCAAAGACUUGUUGAGUUCAUGUCAAGUGGUCCCAUGCGAGCGUACAUUUUAGCCAGAGAGGACGCCAUACGUCACUGGAGAGAGCUAAUGGGACCAACCAAAGUGUUCAGAGCCAGAUACACCUCACCUGCUUCUAUCAGGGGCCAGUUUGGACUCACAGACACACGAAACACAACUCAUGGCUCAGAUUCUGUUGAGUCGGCACAAAGAGAAAUCCGUUUCUUCUUCCCAGACUUCUGUGUGGAGGAGUGGAUGGAGAAGGAGGAGCCAUCGUUCAGAUCAGGACAAAUACAUUACGACCAUAAAAAACAGAUCCACACACUUUCAUCUCAAAGCUGACCCCCGAACUGCUGUUAUAGUUACUGCUUAAAAAAAAUCGCACGCUCUUACAAAAAUGCAAGCUGCCAAAGAAGACGGUGUAAUCCUCCCUGCUGUAUAUAUAUAAUGUGCAUGUUUUUGUUUGUUACCACAGUACUUCAGAGUGCUAAUAUGUUUACUGUCCCAUGUUUUUUUUUUUUUU
Epinephelus fuscoguttatus (brown-marbled grouper) is the source of this 971-nucleotide messenger RNA. It is a transcript of the gene nme6, whose product is annotated as NME/NM23 nucleoside diphosphate kinase 6. Gene Ontology annotation, biological process: CTP biosynthetic process; UTP biosynthetic process; GTP biosynthetic process. The transcript has 6 exons. The record is from RefSeq and is a predicted model, not a curated record. The coding region runs from base 242 to 790 and encodes 182 amino acids. Lineage: Eukaryota; Metazoa; Chordata; Actinopteri; Perciformes; Serranidae. Gene Ontology annotation, molecular function: nucleoside diphosphate kinase activity.